Messenger RNA from Trichomonas vaginalis G3, 219 nucleotides. Its product is annotated as protein of unknown function, DUF4106 family. NCBI's taxonomy places the organism in Eukaryota, Parabasalia, Trichomonadida, Trichomonadidae. The record is from RefSeq and is a predicted model, not a curated record. The coding region runs from base 1 to 219 and encodes 72 amino acids. The transcript has a single exon.
AUGGACACAGACACAGGCAUGCACCAAAACCAGCACAACAACCAACAGUUCAAAAUCCAACACAACAACCACCUCCACAACAACAACCACAACCAACACAACAACCAACAGUUCAAAACACUGCACCACAACCAACAGAGCAAAACACUGCACAGCAACAACCACAAACAGAGCAAGGACAUAAAAGAAGUAGAGAACAAGGAAACCAAGAUUUCUUAA